AUGGUGUCCCAGCUGAGCACCCUGCAACGGGAGCUCCUGGGUGCCCUGCUCAGCUCCGGAGUCACCAAAGAAGGGCUGAUCCGAGCCUUAGAGGACAUGGUGCCCACGGCUGGGUUCGGGGUGAAGCUGGAGAACCUGCCGCUCUCCCCCGGAGGGCAGCCCGACGGCAAAGCCACCUUCCCGCCGCUGGCCAACGGGCACGGCAAGGGCAAACUCUCCGGCGACGAGGGCUCGGAGGACGGUGACGACUUCGACACGCCGCAAAUCCUCCGGGAGCUGCAGGCGCUCAACACCGAAGAGGCCGUGGAGCAGCGGGCCGAGGUGGACAGGAUGAUCAGCGAAGACCCGUGGCGGGCGGCGAAGAUGAUCAAGGGGUACAUGCAGCAGCACAACAUUCCCCAGCGGGAGGUGGUGGAUGUCACCGGCCUCAACCAGUCACACCUCUCCCAGCACCUCAACAAGGGCACCCCCAUGAAGACGCAGAAGAGAGCUGCUCUCUACACGUGGUACGUCCGCAAGCAGCGGGAGAUCCUCCGGCAGUUCAACCAGACAGUCCAGGGUUGUGGAAAUAUGACAGACAAAGGCAGUCAGGAUCAGCUGCUGUUUCUCUUUCCAGAGUUCAAUCAGCAGAACCAAGGGGCUGCCCAGCUCGACGACGCCUGCUCCGAAACGCCCAGCAAGAAGAUGCGGCGCAAUCGGUUCAAGUGGGGGCCUGCCUCCCAGCAAAUCUUGUACCAAGCCUACGACCGACAGAAGAACCCCAGCAAAGAGGAGCGUGAGGCGCUGGUGGAGGAGUGCAACAGGGCCGAGUGUCUGCAGCGAGGAGUGUCCCCCUCCAAGGCUCACGGGCUGGGCUCCAACCUGGUGACCGAGGUCCGCGUCUACAACUGGUUUGCCAACCGGCGCAAGGAGGAAGCCUUCCGCCAGAAGCUGGCCAUGGACGCCUACAACUCAGGCCAGCCCCCACACACCAUGAACCUGCUGCUCUCCCACGGCUCCCCCCACCACAACCAGCCCAGCACCUCACCUCCCAGCAAGAUGCCAGGGGUCCGGUACAGCCAGGCAGCGAGCGGCGAGGCGGCGUCCUCGGGGGCCAUCAGCCACCACGGCAGCGCCGCCAUGGUCACCACCAGCCAGGCUGUCCUGCAGCAGGUCUCCCCGGGCGGCUUGGACCCGGGCCACGGUUUGCUGUCUGCGGAGGGGAAGAUGAUCUCCGUUUCGGGGGGUGGGCUGCCCCCGGUCAGCACCCUGACCAACAUCCACAGUUUGUCCCACCACAACCCGCAGCAGUCGCAGAACCUCAUCAUGACGCCGCUGUCGGGAGUCAUGGCCAUCGCGCAGAGUCUGAACACCUCGCAGGCGCAGAGCGUUCCUGUCAUCAACAGCGUGGCAGGCAGCCUGGCAGCGCUGCAGCCGGUACAGUUCCCGCAGCAGCUCCACAGCCCGCACCAGCAGCCGCUGAUGCAGCAGUCCCCCAGCCACAUGGCGCAGCAGCCCUUCAUGGCCACCGUCACCCAGCUGCAGAACUCACACAUGUACGCACACAAGCAGGAGCCUCCCCAGUAUUCGCACACCUCGCGCUUCCCCUCAGCCAUGGUGGUGACGGACACCAGCAGCAUCAGCACGCUGACCAAUAUGUCUUCCAGUAAACAGUGUCCCCUGCAAGCCUGGUGAUGCUCCACACCUCGCUGCUUUUGCACAUAGCAACGGGAUCUUAUUUUCCACAACCUCCCGCCGGUCACCCGCGCCGAGCCCGGGAGUCGCCAGCGCAGCGCCGCGGCCAGGAGCGCAGCAACCCGAAACGCCGCCGGGGCUGCUCCCGCACCCGCGGGGUGCCCACCCAGGACCCUGCCUCUCCUUCCUUUCACGCAGUAUUUCCAAGACGUGUCUUGGGGACUCGGUUUCUGAAGUAUUUGCCUUCCCAGAGGCCGCUGGCUCUGCCGAGGGAGCAGGAACAAAGCUGCACUGGGAGCUGGUGGAAGGGCGAGAUGGACACUGACGUUCUGCUCCUCCACCCGAAGGGCUGAGAGGGACUUGGGUCUGUUACUUGGUGUCUGGAAGGAGGAAUUGCAUUGUGCUGUUGAACUGAGCCAGUUGAAGUGUAAAUAUAGGUACAGUCUGCUCCAUCCUUCCCCACUCCUCUACACAGAUUUCUAUACAGAGCAGUGAAUUUUGUCCAAUGGAUGUAAAGUGCUGUAAUUAAGUGCAAUUCCCUGUCUGUAUAUAUUGCUCCUGAGUCUCUUCUCCCUCCUCCUUUGUUGUAUGUUUUGGUAAAGGUCAGAGCUGAGGAUGGGUUUGGUUUUGUAUUUCUCCUCUUCCUUUAAAUGAGAUCGUUCAAAGAGCUGGGUCCAGGCAAGGAUGCUGGCCAGGCAGCCCUGAGCUCUGCUGGGCAGGAAAGGCAGACAUGUCCUCUGCAUGGUGCCGUCCCACGUGAAGGAGGGGGCAUGGGACGAGAGGAGAGGAGCCCCAGCAGGGCAUGGACGAUAUGCACAGAGGUCUCAAGGGACUCCUCUUCUUUUGAGGGCUCUGAGAUGGACUCUGGUAGCAUUGAGGAAGCUCUCAGCAGCCUGGUCAGUACCUCCAAACCUUGAGGAGGUGCUCAGCAUCGGCAGUUUUCAGGUGAGCCUGCAGCAUUUGCUGCUACAGAGAGGAAUGAGGCUGCAAGAAAUUCCAUUGGGAUCAUCCUCAAAUGGGUUCAGAGACUGUCUCACUUUUCUCCCCAUCUUGGGGUGCAGAAGAAACUGGGACCCAGUUACUGCCUUGCCUGCUGCCCAGUGAAGGGGCAGUACAGGUGGCUUACUCCCAUCACUAGCAGGCUGAUGAUGAGCCAUGUCGGCUGCACCCUCCCCAGUGAACAUGGAGCUCUGGGCCUCGUGUCACCACCAGGCUGCAGCUGGACGAUGGACGCUGGGCUGAGAGGUCAGCACGACAGUGACAGUCCCCACCAGCUGCCUGCCUUGGCUCCCCUGGCAGUGGAGGAAAAGCUUCACAAGACCUCCACCUUGUGAAUGGGCUCACCUCUGUAGUGAGGACACAUCCCAGCUGACACUUGCUGAGGACAUUGGGCUCCACACCCUCCAGAACCCUGAAGGGCUUCAGGUGCCCAGGUCCUACCUCCCAGAGCCAUUGAAGCUGUAAAAGGCUUCACCACCUCUCCAUGAGACACAAGCUUCUCCAUACCUGUGUCCCUUCAGAAAUGGAUCUACUCCUCCUCAGCUGUCCAGAUCUCGAACUCUGCAGCGUGUGCCAGCUGCUGAAAGUGAGUUACAGAGCUGGAGAGCAGCAGAGGUGCCCAUGGACAGAUCAUCGCUGCUAGAAAGAAAAACACUGGAUGGUUUCUGUGCUCUGUUUGUACAAUGUCAGGAACCUUUCUGGGGCUGGUAGGAGCUGCCCUGUGGUGAAUAAGCCAGCAGGAUUUGGAUACCAAUCUUCAAAAUGAGAGUUAAUUUAAUGUAUACCAUAAUUAAACACCCCUUCUUCUAGA
Molecule: messenger RNA, 3484 nt
Organism: Pogoniulus pusillus (Red-fronted tinkerbird)
Lineage: Eukaryota; Metazoa; Chordata; Aves; Piciformes; Lybiidae
Gene: HNF1B
Product: HNF1 homeobox B
Exons: 9
Coding region: 1-1674 (557 amino acids)
Biological process (GO): regulation of transcription by RNA polymerase II; insulin secretion; positive regulation of DNA-templated transcription
Cellular component (GO): nucleus
Molecular function (GO): RNA polymerase II cis-regulatory region sequence-specific DNA binding; DNA-binding transcription factor activity, RNA polymerase II-specific
Source: RefSeq, a predicted model, not a curated record